Molecule: messenger RNA, 1748 nt
Organism: Solea solea (common sole)
Lineage: Eukaryota; Metazoa; Chordata; Actinopteri; Pleuronectiformes; Soleidae
Exons: 8
Coding region: 901-1614 (237 amino acids)
Cellular component (GO): nucleus
Molecular function (GO): RNA binding
Source: RefSeq, a predicted model, not a curated record
UGAACAGACUGCCGUCUACUGAUUGGUCAGAGAGAUUGAUCAGCAUUGUGGGAACUCGUUUGACAGUGAUUUGAAUGUAACAGACAUUUGUCUAUAUUUAAAUGUCAUAAAUGCCAUACAGCUUUAAUGCAACAGUUCCAAACAACCUUUUAAGGCUUUUUUUUGAAGAAAGAGGCAAACAAGCAAACACAAAUAAACAAAAUCAGAAUAAAACGGCCAAAUGGUUAGGGUGUGAUUCAACUUCUGCUCGCCUAUUUGCAAAGUCUCCUCCCUUUUCUCGCCACGUCCUGUCUGUUCUUCACUGUGUCCAGCUAAAUAAAGGCUUUAAUUCUAAAAAUAAAGAUCCACUCAAUUUUUUUGCCACUGUUUAGCACUGUCUUGUUACCCAGCUACACUUAAUUCUCAAAAGCCUGAGGGGUGGAGGCUGGAGUAGUGGUGUCGUAAACCUUGCAUUAUAUCCUGGGCAGUAUAAAUAUAAACAAAUUUAUGAAUACAAAUUUAGCUUAAAAUCCAAAAUACAUUGUUCCAGGAGUUUUCUAAACAUAAAACUGAUUUCACACAUAAUAAAUUAUUUAUAACAACAACAACCAAAUAUUCCCUGACAGACACUUAACAAAUAUACUGUAGAUGAAGUGAUCCUUGUGGCCUCAUCAGAUCCAGCAUCAGCCAGACCUCUGCUUCAGUCUGGACUUCCUGCCAAACCUCUGAAUAGCCAGUCCCUGAAAACCAAUAACCACAAGGGUGUGAAAUUGUCCUGUCAUCAUUCUCCUGCUUCUCUCCUCUCUCAUUUUCCACUUUUCUUUCUCCUCCGUCUUUUCCCGCCCCUCCGUAAAGCCAGUGCGUUGUCAGAAAAACAAUGCAAAACCAAUAAGCUAGCAAAUAGCUGUAAUCUUUCAGUCCAUGAUGCACAAUCACCCAUUCAGCGAGUUGCAGGCCCGGCUGCAGCCUGGCAGCCUCAUCGGUCUCUGGUGGGGGCGAACGAUCAAGUCGCCCCGGCAUCUAACAGAUGACACCAGGAUGAACGGCGAGCAGAGAGUCGGUCGCACCACAGCAGCCAAGAGAGGAAGCACCGCCCUUAAAAGAUCCGGUGAUGACAUUGAGUACAACAGAUACACUGAGGACCACUAUAAUAGGGUCUUUGACUACCAGCGUGUUCCCUCAGUCCCGGUGGAAUCCAGCGCGGUCAAGCGGCUUCGUCCUUCAUCCUCCUCCUCCUCCUCUUCCUCCUCCACAGUGGCUCUGAGGAUGAAGAGCAGCAGAGCGUCCAGCGGGAGCAACAACACACUCACCACGUCCUCCGGCAGCAGCAGCAACACUAAAUUGAAGAUGGCUGAGCUUCUUGCCAUAAAGAGAGAGUUGACGGUGAUCAAGGUUCAGAUUGACGGUCUGUUGGACAGUGUGGACAAGAUGGACAGACAGAGGAAGGACUGUUCAGAGUGUCCUCAGAGCAGCGAGCCCAGUGUGUCAGGUUCUCCUCACCACGGUUCAGUCAGCAGUCUGGAGAGAGAAAGUCCUGAACCAGGAGAGGCCAGCGAGGAUGAGCCACUGCACUGCCACCAUUACUACCCCCACAGGAUAAAGCAGCAUCAGUCUGAUCUAGAAGACGACCUGUGAAGCUACGGCCCAGACACAGAAGCUUGAACAGCUGGGAUUGAAGAUGCUUCAAGGAGAUAGAUUUUAUUAUUUGAAUUCGACAUCAUCACUUUUUAAUUGAGGUUUUUCAGUCCAUAAAAAAUGCACGGUGCAUG